UCCUUUCACAAGGGAAACGUGUCCAGUUCGGAGAUAGGCGAGCUGGCCCAAUAGGAAAUUCUCAGGACAGAAUUAUGGAAAGACACACUUAAUUUCUACAGUGGAUAGAUGUCGUCAUUUUUCUUUACAGAAGAAAUGUGUGACCCAUAGUUUGCCAGAAGAGUUACUUUUGCUUGCAGUGAAAUGUGCCGCCGAAGCUUUGUGAUGGCUAGCUAGUUAGCCGUGAAUAAUUGCUUCCGUAGCUAUGAGCCAAACCAGAUAUAGGAACCGUGCCUCUUAGUUCCGCGAUAUAUUUUACGUUUUAUUUUAGAAAUGUAUGAAUGCCUAAUUAUCGUGGCAAUCUUUUGGCUCUGUUCUUAGCAACCAAAAAGACUGGCUCGUUUGCUCUCACGACAAAUGUAGUGUUAGCCUACUUAUUUGUUCCAUUUCGCCUUUAUGCUGUAGCAUAUUAUUUAGAUUGGGGUGUAGCUAUGUACAGAUCUGAAGAUGUAAGCACACAAUAGAACAGAAACAUACAAUUUCGUAUUACAUCGAAAAUACUAAGCUUUUCGGACACCUCAGAAAACCACUACCCUGGCUGCGAGGAUAAAGAGGUUUUGGAUGGGGCAUAUGCAGUGCGUCUCACAAACACCAGAGACCAGGACAGAGACUCCCAGGCUUCAGGGCCGGGGAAGGGUUCCAGGCAGCUCCAGACGCCCCACCCCAAGGCCCUCUGAUGUCCCUAUGAUUCUUCCAAACCUAAUUCCGGGGAAAUCCCUCGCCCCAAUCCGGCUGAAGGACCAGAGUCUGGAGCUGCGAAGGGGAGGGUCCACGGUGGAUGCCCCUCGAGUGGAGAGGGCGCUGGCCCACCUUCAGGAGUCUGGCUGGUACUGGGGCCCCAUCACUGCCACCGAGGCCAAAGAGCUGCUGAGUGAGGCUGACGAGGGCACCUUCCUGCUGCGCGACAGCUCCAACCCGGGGUACCUGCUCACGCUGUCGGUCCGGACCAGCCUGGGCCCCACACACCUGCGCAUCGAGUGGAGCGGGGGCCAGUUUGGCUUCGACUCGCUGGCCCUGGCGCGGCCGCGCCUGCGGAGGUUCGGGGGGGCGGUGGAGCUGGUGGAGCACUACGCCCUGGCCUGCAGUCACCCCCGCCCUGCCGGGCAGGAGGAGGAGGAGGACGCCCCCGACCGCUCCCUCCAGCUCAGACUCCUCCGACCGCUGCGCAGGGCCGCCCCCAGUCUGCAACACCUCUGCCGGAUCGCCAUCAACCAGCAUUCCCACACCCCCCGGGACCUGCCGCUACCAGGGAGACUAAAGGACUUCCUGCAGGAGUAUCCCUUUCUGCUGUAGAGCGAGCGCUACUGCAUUCUGGGAUGGCAUCCUUUUAUUAUCGUUAUCAUGGACCGUUUUAUUGGACUUCAGAUAACAUAUACUUUAUUGAACCCCAUGGGGUAAUUUGUCCUCUGCAUUUGACCCAUCCUAGUUACUGAGGAGCAGUGGGCAGCCACAAUGCAGCGUCCAACUCCAGUUCUGAGGUCAGUGUAGUGCCUUGGUCAAGGGCAACAGCAGGAGCACACUUAACCUGACAAACAUUGUUGUUCAGUGUUCGAGGAAACGGGAGUACCUGGAGUAAACCUAAACAUGCAAACUCCACACAGAGGGGAUCUGGCUGGUCAGACAGUGACGCGUGUGGAUUCUAUGGUUCUCUGCUGUUCUCUGAGCACACUGCCAAGCCCAGUCUUACUUCCUGUUCCUCUGGGUGCUGAACUGUCAGAUUGUUUCUGAAACCACAUGAUGGUAAUGACAAGAAAGACUCACUCUUCACGGUGAAUGAAGAGGCGUUAUCAAAACCUUUAUCACCUGUCAUUUUUAUAAUAUGGUGCACUUUGAUUUAUACAAUGUGACUGUAAGGCAUAAUGUGUUGCCAUUGUUCUUGUAUUCAAGAGUCGAUGGCUACCUACAUCCUGCUUGACAAAACUGAAUUAACCAUAAGGCAGGAUAAUAGAACCCACAGGCAGAAAGGUAUAAGUGAAGUAAAACAUUUGUUUGAUUAUGGGGCAUCUGUAUUGAAGAUGAGUCACUGCUGUUUUGUAAGGAAUACUAAACUGGCCAAAAUGGUAAUAAUAAAAUAUUGUGGAUUAUUACAA
Molecule: messenger RNA, 2129 nt
Organism: Conger conger (European conger)
Lineage: Eukaryota; Metazoa; Chordata; Actinopteri; Anguilliformes; Congridae
Product: suppressor of cytokine signaling 2-like
Exons: 3
Coding region: 601-1332 (243 amino acids)
Biological process (GO): phosphatidylinositol phosphate biosynthetic process; intracellular signal transduction
Cellular component (GO): phosphatidylinositol 3-kinase complex
Molecular function (GO): 1-phosphatidylinositol-3-kinase regulator activity
Source: RefSeq, a predicted model, not a curated record